Messenger RNA from Paramecium octaurelia, 1763 nucleotides. NCBI's taxonomy places the organism in Eukaryota, Ciliophora, Oligohymenophorea, Peniculida, Parameciidae. The record is from the annotation of a GenBank genome assembly.
AUGACUGAGAAAUUGUAAUUGCCUCUUUAAUAACUUUAUGAUCCUAUCAUGAUAAUGUUUAAAUAGAUAGAGGGUUAUGAACAGCUUUUUUAAGAGUUGGAAGCAAGACAAAAGGAAUCUAGGAAGAAUAAAUUUGUCAUUGAAAAAUUGAUAGCUAUGCAAGAUAAGAAAUAAGUAUCUGUAUUGAAUUUAUUCAGUAAUUAGAAAAAGAGAAGGUGGAAUUCGAUUCAUUAUAUUAGAAAUCUCAUUUGACAAGAGAAUAACAUAAGCAUUUAAUUAGUCAAGAUAUUGAAGUUGAUCAAGAGUUUUACUAAAUUUAUAAAAUUCUAGAUGAAUAAGAAAACUUGGCAAAAGAGCUUGUUAAUUAUGAUGAUCCAUAGGGACAGGGACCAUCACCAUUGAGAGGAUCUUUAAUUGAGAAUAUUGACAUCAUUAGAUCAGCUGCAUUAAGCAAAAUAGUAGCACAUCUAAAGAAACAUUAUGAAAUGAUUACUAUUGAGGAAUUAAAAGAAAUUAAUGAGCUAUUUUACAAUAAAGUGAAUGAAUAAAUCGUUUUUGUAUUGAGGUAUAAAUUCAGCAAUCAUCUCAUACCUCUGUUAGCAGGUAUCAAUUCAACGGAUGAAUCAUCAAUAAAGAACUUUUUUAAAACACUUGACUAUGAAAUACAGUAAAAAUAAUUGCUUAAACAAGAUAAUCAUUUAAAUAUACAGAGCAAAUCUUUGAAAAGGGUGCUACUACAAUCUUUCCUUAAGUAAUCGAUAAUAUAUGUUGUGAUUACGCUUAAUAGUUAGAUGCAACAUUGAAAUUUGUAGAGAGCUAUUUUUUAAGUAUUAAAUAAAACAAUAUCGUUAGUUUAUGAGGUAAAUAUACAAAUCUAAUAAAUCAUCAAUUUCUUGAAAUCUACAAAUGCUCAAAUGCAAUGUAUUAAUGGACUAGUUAAAUUGCAAUAACUUUGUUCUCAAUUAAAAACCAAAAGCGUUCAAAUUAUGUCCCAUAACUUAUAAGUCAUUCGGUUUAAUAUAGCAUAAUUCUCAUCUUAUUAGCCUCUAAAAGACUAAUUAGAAUAAUUGUAUGAUUUUCUAAAGAAAAGUAAUUCAGAAGAAAGACAAGAAAUAUUAUCAAAUCUUUGGUAACCUUUUUAAUAGCUGAUUCAGAUGAAAUUAAAUCAGAAUAGUUAUAAUAGGUCAUCAAAGAUAUUUUCAAUUAAUGCCUUAUAAAUUUAUAUUAGUCAAUUACAAGGAAUGAAAAUUCAAGAAAUUUAAGAGACUAUUGAUAACUAUAUUAAAGAAUGCCAAUAACUUUUGGUUGAUUUAAUCUAAAAGUUAAAGACGGAAAAUGUAUCAGAAAGUGCUUAGAAAUUUAAAGUACAAUAGAGAGAGAAGAAUAAUUAGUUGUCAAAGGAUUAGUUUAAAAAGUUCUUGAGAUAGAUAGUGUAAUUAGAUGAAAACGGGUUUAGGAAUGACUUAUUUUAUGAAAUUGAUUUGAUUAUCAACGAUCAAAUUAAGUCUUAGAUAUAACUGGAUAUUGCUGAAAGUAUUAAAUUAAUAUAGUGUACAUUAGCAUUUACGAAAGAGUACUAUGAACCAUUAUAUGAGAACCUCUUGAAAUAUUUAAGUAAUCAACAGAGCGAGUUUACAACUGAGGUCAUUUAGCAACUAUGUUCAUAAUAUUCAGUUACAACAAAGGACAUCUAUAAAAUACCAGCUUAUAUAAGAGAUCCUGUUUCUUAUAAAUUGAAUAUAAUGAAUUUUUAGAGUUUAUGA